AUGGGCAUCGGACAAUGGAAGCCUGUUUGUUCUCCAAUACCACAUAGGGAUCGAGUUAAGUGGAGGACACUUCCCUACCGCCAAACUUCCCGAAGCGAAGGACGGGAAGUAGAUGCCCACCCCAAGCGAAUACGGGAGCCCACAAGGCUCAGGGAAGUCACAUUAAAGAAGGAAGGAAUUCAGAAUAUAAAAAGUGCCCAAAGGACGCCCCAGACUACUGGGCCUCACUACUCAGGGGUCAAUGCCCGUGAGGGCUACCCUGCUGUAGAGAGCUGCAAGUCUGAGAAACCACAAUAUAGAGCGAGACGAGAGGCCCCGGACUCUAGGGUAACAAGUGACACACGAUUUUUUAAUUUGUUGCUGCUGCUGCUUUUUAAAACAAGGUCUGACCUGGUCAAGAUCUCAUACACGAGUAUGAGAGCGACCCCGAUUCCUCCAGUCGAGGUCUCUGGUGAAGGACCUCCUCCUCCUGAGUCUUCCGAAGGACCUCCUCUUUCUGACCAGCGCAUCGUGGGAGGCAAUGAGGCAGAGCCGUACAAGCGCGGGUACCAGGCUGCUUUGACAUCAGGAAAAGGUUUCUGUGGGGGUGUUGUCAUCAGUAAACUGUUUGUCCUGACAGCUGCCCACUGCAUACCAGGCAAUAGGAAUGAGCAAAUGAAUGUAACUGUAGGCAUACACGAUCUAAAGGUGAAGGAGAAAUUUACCCAGCGGAUUCCCGUUGCAAAAGCAUUCGUUCAUCCGGACUAUUACAGUGGACGCCAGGGCCCAAUUAAUGACAUUGCUGUCCUAAAACUAGAACAGGAAAUUAAGAUGACUGAUAAAGUUUUUCCUCUCAAAUUGCCGACUCAUCCAGUGAAAGCAGAUACGCCUGUGGUGGUCACCGGUUGGGGAAGAACCAGGCGACUCAGGGGGUCCAGCGAUGCACGAAGGAUAUCUCGUGGGCCUCGUUUCCUUCGGUGCGAGGGGUUGUACCACAAACAUCCCUCAAGGAUUUACUAGUGUUUAUUAUCAUCUCAAAUGGAUCGAGCGCGCAAUGCACCCUAAUUACACGGAUCUCAAUGGAUGCGGUAUUUUGGAUCUGUCUUUAGUACUUAUUGUAUUGGCUCAACUAUUUCUGUACCGGAUAUAGGGGUGUUUAUAUUUAUUCUGUUCACCAAUGCAUCCUUUGUGUGUUUAUUAACUAAAUAUACAUAGUCGAUAAAUAUUUUUAAUCCUUUCCCUGAUACGUUCGUCAUUCGGCGACUGCACUGAGGGCUUGUUACGUGCGUCGAUGUACGCACGUAAAAAAAAUGCUCUAUAAAACCUAGCUCAUUUACUGGAUUGUUGCAUGGCUCUGCAUGGACAAAGCCCUUGUUGUAGGGGACAAAAUCAUUAUAUUUUUUUGUAGAUACCCAUCAAUGUAUUUCAAAAUGUAUUAGAAAAACUCACAUGCAAAUAAGCAGUACGAUUACUGCUUCAUUUCGUAAGAUUUGGCAACUCAAGAUGAGCCGCAUCUAUACUGUCAAUCAAACCUGACCUCAGUAGGCAGUGUCACCUUUCUUAGGUAGCGCUCAGCCGCGCGCGACCUUA
This is a messenger RNA of Penaeus vannamei (Pacific white shrimp), 1569 nucleotides long. The record is from RefSeq and is a predicted model, not a curated record. NCBI's taxonomy places the organism in Eukaryota, Metazoa, Arthropoda, Malacostraca, Decapoda, Penaeidae.